UAUUUAGGAGAUGUUAUACUUAAUAAAUUUAUUUAAGUUAUGUCUUGCAUUUUUCUAAGUCAAAAGAAAAAACAGUGUUUUUAGUAUAAAGGUUUGUCUAUGAUUUGUUACCUUUUAUCCAUUUGAGCAAAUGUUUCACUUUUCGGUAAAUAAAUUUUUUCUACGAUUCUCGGAUGCCAAUCUUCAUAAAAAAACGAACAUAGCGAAUAUAGCGUAAAAACUUUCUUGUGGAAAAAGGUCUCACAACUUUAUAGAUAGGAGUUUUAAUGAGGUGGGGAGAUGUUAUAUGGGAGACUAACAUGUGCUUUAUCAUCAAGCUAUUGAACCGAUGACAGACCUUAGAACUAAAAUUUGUCACGAAUUAGCAUGAGUCAUGAAGAUCGCAAUUGCACAAAUAGUUGAUAAAGGCUGAGGAAAACACUAGGGUGCAUAGCGAAAUAAACUGCAAUCAAUAAUGCACGUAAAUAAGGCGCAUUGGCUCCUGCCUACACUCGAUCACCCUAUAACCCUUAAUGCAACAUGCAAAGAUGGACUCAUGCAAAACAUGGAAUAAAGAAAUGACUCGUGAAUUUUUUCCAUAUAAGCGAAUAAUGUGGCCUGUCGGUUCAUGGCCAGUGGAUUCUAGUAAAAACUUCGCGAAACUUCGCGCAUUGUUUGUUACAGUCACACUGGCACUCAUGGUAGCGUAUUUAAGCAUGGAAAUUGGUUACCACGACGGUGCUAAUUUGAAUCUAAUCAUUGACCAUUUCACAUUGAUAACAAUUGGCACUCUGACCAUUAUAAAAAUAUCAAUAAUACGUUUGCAUCGUGAUGAUUUAUCGAAGUACAUGUGUAACGCAGCCAGUGACUGGAUAUACGUUGCACAGCGAGAUCAUCGAGAAGUCAUGCUUCGUUACGCUAAUCUGGGGAGAUUUGUCUUUUUCUCUCAGAUGUGUUCUUCAUAUAUUGUUAUUAUUCCAUUAAUAGCUGAAUCACUUUUAUCAUUUGUGACAAUGUCUUCUUUGCAGAAUAUUACAUUGAGCAUGUCCGUGGAGGAGAUGCGAGUCAUAAAAUUGCCUCACGAUAUGAUCUGUCCGUUUAAUGCACAGGUCGCGUGCUUCGGCAUAUGCAUCGUUCAAGCUGUUCAACUGAUCAGUCUAGCCACAGGGAACUGUGGAAGUGAUGUGUUUCUAUUCGGCAUUUGCAUGCACCUUUGUGGUCAACUGGAAAUACUUGGUCUACAACUAUCACGGUUCCACGAAGGAAAGGGAAACGAUUCUUGGGGCAAGACUAAACUAGUCGCAUUGAUCGAAAGGCACUGUUUGCUUUUGAAUUUAGCUAAGGACAUUGUGGACACACUUGAUAUCAUCUUGAGUGCUCAACUAAUCUUCCAAGCUUCGCUCAUAUGUAUAAUAGGAUUGCAGUUUAUUGUGUCAUUGGCAAUCUCUGAUUUUUUCCUCGUUGUAAGAAGUAUACUCUCUUUCGGUAUAUUAAUGAUUCAGUUAUUUUUAUACACUUAUGUAGGAGAAAUAUUAUCAUUAAGAACACAAGCAAUUUCUACCGCGAUUUAUUUGAGUAAAUGGUAUGAUUUACCUAUAAAUAUUACUCGAGAUAUAUGUUUUAUAAUGUUUCGUGCUACUUAUCCCGUUUACAUAAGAGUAGGUAAAUUUUAUAAUAUGGAUCUUAAUACUUUCAAAACUAUUCUGAAAGCUUCGGCUUCUUACUUUUCUGUAUUACGAAUUAUGUUUACACAAUAUUAAUAUAAAACAUUAUUUGUUAGAAAGACAUAAACAUAUUUAAAAUAUGAAAUAUGUACAUAAAUAUAU
Messenger RNA from Ooceraea biroi (clonal raider ant), 1805 nucleotides. Its product is annotated as odorant receptor 33b. Gene Ontology annotation, molecular function: odorant binding; olfactory receptor activity. The record is from RefSeq and is a predicted model, not a curated record. Gene Ontology annotation, cellular component: plasma membrane. NCBI's taxonomy places the organism in Eukaryota, Metazoa, Arthropoda, Insecta, Hymenoptera, Formicidae. Gene Ontology annotation, biological process: detection of chemical stimulus involved in sensory perception of smell; sensory perception of smell.